AAAGCAAUUACUUCUAAGCUCUUCAAUUUAGUAGCAGAGUUUACAAUGUUGCUCCAGGGGUUGAGUUUUUGUUUCGUUGCUCUCGCAUUCGCAAUUGCUAAUACAAAGUUAGUUCCAUGGCGUACUGCUAGUGGCGCUGCUAGCAUUUUCUGGUUCCUUAUGUUCCUUAUGUUCUUGGUGUUCCGCUUGUUCGUAGUUUUCUUAAUAUUCUUAAUAACUUUUCGUUUUCUAGAUGUUUCUCUUAGUGUUCAUCUAGUUCCUAAUGUUCCUUACUGCCUUGAUGUUCUUAAUAAAAUUAUUUUUCUUAAUGUUCCACCUGUUCUAAAUGUUCCCUAUGUUCCUUUGUUCUUGAUGUUUUUUUUUAUUGUUAAUGUUCCUCUUGUUCUAGAUGUUUCUCAUGUUCUAGAUGUUCCUAAUGUUUCCUAUGUUCCUCUUGAUAUUGAUGUUCCUCUUACUCCUAUUGUUUCUCUUGUUCCUAGUAGUCCUCUUGUUCCUUAUGUUCGUUUUGUUCAUAAUGUUCCUCUUGUUCCUAGUGUCUUUAAUUUUCUCAAUAGUGUUCUGUUUCUUGAUGUUAUUAGUGUUCAUCUAGUUCCUAAUGUUCCUUACUGUCUUGAUGUUCCUAAUAGCAUUAUUUUUCUCAAUAUUCCACUUGUUUCUCAUGUUCCUCAUGUUCCCUAUGUUCCUCUUGUUCUUGAUGUUCUUUUUAUUGUUAAUAUUCCUCUUGUUCCUAGUGUUCUUUUUCUUGAUGUUCCUCUUGUUCCUAAUGCUCCAUUAGCUCUUAAUGUUUCUCUUGUUCCUAAUGUUCUUAAUUUUCUAAAUAAUGUUCUUUCUCUUGAUAUUUCUCUUGUUCUCAGUGUUCAUCUAGUUCCUAAUGUUCCUUACUACAUUGAUGUUCCUAAUAGCAUUAUUUUUCUUAAUGUUCCACUAGUUCCUCAUGUUCCUCAUGUUCCCUAUGUUCCUCUUGUUCUUGAUGUUCUUUUUAUUGUUAAUAUUCCUCUUGUUCCUAGUGUUCUUUUUCUUGAUGUUCCUCUUGUUCCUAAUGCUCCAUUAGCUCUUAAUGUUUCUCUUGUUCCUAAUGUUCUUAAUUUUCUAAAUAGUUUUCGUUUUCUAGAUGUUUCUCUUAGUGUUCAUCUAGUUCCUAAUGUUCCUUACUGCCUUGAUGUUCUUAAUAAAAUUAUUUUUCUUAAUGUUCCACCUGUUCUAAAUGUUCCCUAUGUUCCUUUGUUCUUGAUGUUUUUUUUUAUUGUUAAUGUUCCUCUUGUUCUAGAUGUUUCUCAUGUUCUAGAUGUUCCUAAUGUUUCCUAUGUUCCUCUUGAUAUUGAUGUUCCUCUUACUCCUAUUGUUUCUCUUGUUCCUAGUAGUCCUCUUGUUCCUUAUGUUCGUUUUGUUCAUAAUGUUCCUCUUGUUCCUAGUGUCUUUAAUUUUCUCAAUAGUGUUCUGUUUCUUGAUGUUAUUAGUGUUCAUCUAGUUCCUAAUGUUCCUUACUACAUUGAUGUUCCUAAUAGCAUUAUUUUUCUUAAUGUUCCACUAGUUCCUCAUGUUCCUCAUGUUCCCUAUGUUCCUCUUGUUCUUGAUGUUCUUUUUAUUGUUAAUAUUCCUCUUGUUCCUAGUGUUCUUUUUCUUGAUGUUCCUCUUGUUCCUAAUGCUCCAUUAGCUCUUAAUGUUUCUCUUGUUCCUAAUGUUCUUAAUUUUCUAAAUAAUGUUCUUUCUCUUGAUAUUUCUCUUGUUCUCAGUGUUCAUCUAGUUCCUAAUGUUCUUUACUACCUUGAUGUUCCUAAUAGCAUUAUUUUUCUUAAUGUUCCACUAGUUCCUCAUGUUCCUCAUGUUCCCUAUGUUUCUCUUGUUCUUGAUGUUCUUCUUGUUCCUAGUCUUCUUAAUUUUCUCAAUAUUGUUCUUUAUUUUGAUGUUCUUAGUGUUCAUCUAAUUCCUAAUGUUCCUUCCCUUGUUAUUAAUUUUCUUGUUCUUGAUGUUCCUAACGUUCCUUUUGUUCUUAAUUUUUUCAAUAGUGUUCUUUUUCUUGAUGUUCUUAGUAUUCAUCUAGUUCCUAAUGUUCCUCUCGUUCCUAAUGUUCCAUUCAUUCUUAAUGUUCCUUCUGUUCCUAAUGUUCUUAAUUUUCUGAAUAGUGUUCUUUUUCUUGAUAUUUCUCUUGUUCUCAGUGUUCAUCUAGUUCCUAAUGUCCCUUACUACCUAGAUGUUCUUAAUAGCAUUAUUUUUCUUAAUGUUCCUCUUGUUCCUAGUGUUCCAGAUGUUCCUGAUAUUUCUAGUGUUCCCGUCAAUCCCGAUCUGGAGUUCACAAAUUCAAUAGAUAUGGGUCAGUGCAAACAGAACCAGCGUUACAGUGAUUGUGUAACAGCUUGUCCGCUCUCUUGUGGGAAGAAAAAUUUACCUAAAGAAGACUGUCCAUAUCCGUGCAGUCCUGGAUGUGAAUGUAAAGACGGUUAUUACUUGAACAGUACUCUAGAUUGCGUCAAGCCAGAAGACUGCGUUCCCAAAACAUAUGACCGAAUUUUACCAGUUAACUGUGGAGAAAAUCAACAAUUUUCCUUCUGCAGAUCACCAUGUCCAUUAACUUGCGGAAAAAAACCGAUAAAUCCUUGUCCUCAUAAUUGCACUUUUGGAUGCGAGUGUCUUGACGGCUACUACCUGACAAAAAAUAAAGAAUGUGUCAAACAAACAGAUUGUCCACGACGGCCAAAACCACUCUUUUAUUAA
Cotesia congregata is the source of this 2712-nucleotide messenger RNA. Lineage: Eukaryota; Metazoa; Arthropoda; Insecta; Hymenoptera; Braconidae. The record is from the annotation of a GenBank genome assembly.